Messenger RNA from Bacidia gigantensis, 1593 nucleotides. RefSeq lists its product as uncharacterized. The record is from RefSeq and is a predicted model, not a curated record. Bases 1 to 1593 code for a protein of 530 amino acids. The transcript is spliced from 2 exons. NCBI's taxonomy places the organism in Eukaryota, Fungi, Ascomycota, Lecanoromycetes, Lecanorales, Ramalinaceae.
AUGGAUUCUCUUAUCGAGGACAUGAUGCAGCAGACUCCAACUUUCAUGCGUCGUAUCUUGUCAUUUGAAGGUUUCCAUGAGACCCUUGCAAGCCUAGCUACAGAGCAAAGCAAAGCAGCCUACAUGAUUCGUGUCAUAGCCGUCGUAUUCUGUCGACUGAGCCAAGUCUUUGGUGCAGAGGUACAGCUCAAACUCAUGCAUGAAUAUGUGAAGAAUGUGCCGUUGCUGACGGGAAAACAGAGAGUAUCUACGGAGCCUAAUGAUAUCCAAUAUCAUGUCGUUCGCUCUGACCACCUCUUCCAUCGCCAUCCCUCGACUUUCACUUCGCAUGAUCUCCGCAAGCUAGAGGAUCUCUACUACGCGACGUGUGCUAAACUCAAAGACUUCCUGCAUCAAGCUAAUGUUUUGAUGGACAACAAUUUCAAAUUACCAGAUGACGACUUAUUCCAUUUUGAUGAUCCACCAUUCAGCAGCCUUAGGCCCGUCACUCUAGGUUCAUUCAAGUCUUCUCUACUUGCUUAUCAAGCCAUCCUUUCUGGCUACGCUUUGGUGGAACUUCUGGAGAACAGUAUUCGAACCGCGAGGAAUGACUCCAAAGCCAAAAUCACAUUUGAGUCACCGGAUACUUUUGGAUGUUCGCUUGAACAAGGAGCAAGAGAGACCCGUAGCCCCUCGCGCGCGACUGGACAAGCAAUCGGUGUACUAGAAGCCCAACCGAUCGAGCCGAUAAAAGACAUCAACAGGGAUCAGAGUCGGCAAUUGUCCAAUAUUUGCAACAUGAGUAGCGGGAUGAUUUUCGCGCAACUCGCAGAGAAGUACAGGUCCCACGUCCCAGAAACCGAAAAGGUACCCAUCAGCGAUCUCGUCCUCAAGGAAAACCAUGCACAGCGAGAGGCUGAAUUGUAUGUGAGUCCGUACAACCUGGAAGAGCGAGCCAAGAAGCUCUUUGUACCUGGAGGUGCGGAGAUGCCUUGCAUCUGCGACCCAGAAUGCAUCUGCGCCCCUUUGUGCGCUAGUGACCCAACGCAAAAUUGUCUUUGCGAAGAGAACGGGUUGUUUGUUCGGGUCACCGAAGGAAUGAAUAUCGACGAUCUUGAUGUUCCGGACCUAAUACGAUGGGAGAGACAAAGUUCGGAAUUCAGCAGGAGUAGUGCAAGCUCAAUUAUCUCCGAGAAUCUCACAAGGACAUGCCAAUUUCCUACGCAAGCAUUCGAUAUGGAGCCUGCGCCAGCAAUUUCAGACCCUUUCCAACAUCGAGAUGUCACACCACAUAAGAGAAAGCAAGAUGUUGACGCAAAUACUGUGUUCGAUGUGUCUGAGGUAAUCAGCAGCAACGCCUCUCGGUAUGGUAAUCUCCUUCCCACUCACUUGAAAGACCAGUCCACGUAUGACGUGAUACUUGCGCAAAGUGCCACGGAGGGCAUGGAGAAGAAAAGGAUAAGCUUUCCGCAUCCACCCAUUUCAAGCAGUGUACAGGAGCAUGUACAUUCUAGCUUCCAAGGGAGCGCUUUGAGACGCACCAGUCUAGCCAAGCGCUUUUUCGGCAGCUCCAGCAAUACUAAUCUAUUCUCGCGAAAGCGUAACAAGGCUUAG